This is a messenger RNA of Triticum dicoccoides, 924 nucleotides long. RefSeq lists its product as uncharacterized. The transcript is spliced from 4 exons. The record is from RefSeq and is a predicted model, not a curated record. The coding region runs from base 125 to 766 and encodes 213 amino acids. NCBI's taxonomy places the organism in Eukaryota, Viridiplantae, Streptophyta, Magnoliopsida, Poales, Poaceae.
UACUGUCCCCUCACAUCACCCCCACCCUGUUGUCAUCUACCUCCACCCCACCUAACGCAGCUCUGUGUCCCUCUGUUCUUCUCACCGGAAGGAGCUCGGCUCCCACAGAACCAGGUGCGGCAGCAUGUUCCUCGCCGCCCGAGUUUCCCUACCACGGCGAGCCCCCUCAUCCUCCGGUGCUGGGCGAGGACAGUCGGUGGGGAGCGAGGCUAGCCGGUGGGGAUCCGAACCACAGGAAGAGGUUUUUGUUCUCGACAUGUUAGAGCUGGGUGUACUAAACAAGCCCCAAGGAGUAACACCAAGAAUAGGCUUGUAUGACUAUGAGUCGAUGAAAAAGAUGCUCGAGCAAAUCGCGGUUAACUUCCCCGGUGGAGAAGUCACUUUCAACAGUGGCAAGGUUACGAGUGGUACGUCUGCGGGAGGGGGGAUCGAGGCACAUGGAAACGAUCCGGCAAAAGAAAAAAUCGCUAAGCCAGCUAUAGCCCCAAAAAGAGCAAGCACUCCAUGCUCACCAAUGCUACGAUCUACUUACACCAAGAAUGGCCCGCAGGAAUUUCCAAAUUAUAUAUGCUCGCGGUACCCUAGCAUAUCAGCACAGAAGCUUGGCAUACUUCUCCGGCAACAAAAUGCACGCGGCCUAGCAAACAUAUCGGAAAUGCGGCAAGCGUUCCAAUCAAACAUGUUCACCUUGACUGACAAGCUAAUGGCGUGCCUCGGAGAAAUGUGUACAUGCUGUAAGGCACGUGGAUGGAAAAGUGUAUCCUGAAGUGUGAAGACACAACCAUCCAUGCCCCGCCUCCUGAUACGUCUUCAACGUAUCUAUAAUUUUUGAUUGCUCCAUGCUAUAUUAUCUACAGUUUUGGACUAUAUUGGGCUUUAUUUUCCACUUUUAUAUUAUUUUUGGGACUAACCUAUUAACCGGAG